AUGCUCAUUUUAAGCCUCCUGACCGGAGGCGAUGGAGGAAUUUCAGAUUCUUUCAGCGCUCUCAAACACAGCAUCGCUUUAAGGAGGCGUCCAGAUGAGAAGGAGCUCCACGAGGAGCUGGACACAAAAGCACCAGAGCAGCUAAAUGCUCCAAACUGGCCAAAGCUCAAAGCUCCUCUUGGUUUGCUGGCGAUGCGUUCGGGGCCCUGUGGUGAUCAGAGCUCUGUGGGCUCACAGACGCCCACGCCGGGCCGCACGCCAGCGCUCUCUUUGUGCCCCGAUCGGGAGGGCAGGGAGCCCCUGGAGACCGGUCUGCUGGGUUUACAGUGUUUACAGUCAGCCCCGGCUCAUGUGAGCCUGCUCAGAGACGGAAAACAGAGCUCCAGCCGGGACGUUUCAGAGGCUGCCGGUCCAGCUACGGUCAAACCAGCCGGACGCUCCCCAACACCACUGCCUCCACAGGCAGGAAUUCCACAGGAAUUCCACAGGAAUUCCAGAGGAAUUCCUCCCCGUGAGGUUUCGCCACUGCGUGGUGAGCUCAGCUCCCCGAGCCCCGCUGAGUCACCUGCUCAACGGCUCCGUUUAGCUCUGGAAACACGGCCUGUGCACGACACGUGCACGGCGUGUGCAUGGAAACAGACCAGAGAGCAGGGUUUCGUCAGCCUCCGUCUGCUGGUCUUUGUGUUCGGGGUGUGUCUGCGUUCCUCACCCUCCUGUCAUGGCGGCCCGGAGCGGGCCGAGCCUCCUGAUUGGCCGUUGGGAGUCGGGUGUGGGCGGAGCCUGCCGAUUGGCCGUUGGGAGGCGUGGGAAAGCGGCCGGCCCCUGAAUGCAGCUCCGCCGGGCCGGGCCUCCUUAAUAUCCCACUCUGCUGCCUGCCUGCCUCCCUCCUCCCUCCCAGACUCAGGUUUCAGCCCCCCCCCCCUCCAUCUGACUCACGGUGCUGGUAUGAGGACAGGGAACGGGAAGGAGGGGCAGAGGGAUCCGGUUCCAAACCGCCUGGAAAGAGGAGUCCACCCAAAGGAAGGAGCAGAACCUCCAUCCAUCCAUCCUUCAUCCAUCUAUCCAUCCACCCAUCCAUCCAUCCAUCCAUCCAUCCAUCAUCCAUCCAUUAUUCAUCCAUCAUCCAUCCAUCCAUCCAUCAUCCAUCCAUUAUUCAUCCAUCAUCUAUCCAUCCAUCAUUCAUCCAUGUAUACAUCAUUCAUCCAUCAUCCAUCCAUCCAUCAUUCAUCCAUGUAUACAUCAUUCAUCCAUCAUCCAUCCAUCCAUCAUUCAUCCAUCCAUCCAUCCAUCCAUCCCUCAUCCAUCCAUCCAUCAUCCAUCCAUCCAUACAUCAUCCAUCCAUCAUUCAUCCAUCAUCCAUCCAUCCAUCCAUCAUUCAUCCAUCAUCCAUCCAUCCAUCCAUCAUCCAUCCAUCCAUACAUCAUCCAUCCAUCAUUCAUCCAUCCAUCCAUCAUCCAUCCAUCCAUCCUUCAUCCAUCCAUCAUCAAUCCAUCCUUCAUCCAACAUCCAUCAUCCAUCCAUACAUCCAUCCAUCAUGAUGGAUGGAUGUAUGGACUAAAGAUGAGUUUAAACCCAAAUAAACAAAGGAAACGUUUGUUGGAAGCAGAGAAGAAGCAGAUUCAUUACGGGUUCAGACCUCAGAACAAAGACCCUGAGGAGGAACUGGAGCAGAAACUGGUCCAGAGUCCUGCUGGUUCUGCUGCUUUUCCUGUUUGCUCAGCGCUUUUUCCCGCAGACGGCUGGAAGCUGCUCUAA
This is a messenger RNA of Menidia menidia (Atlantic silverside), 1755 nucleotides long. Lineage: Eukaryota; Metazoa; Chordata; Actinopteri; Atheriniformes; Atherinopsidae. The record is from the annotation of a GenBank genome assembly.